Messenger RNA from Budorcas taxicolor (takin), 439 nucleotides. RefSeq names its product P antigen family member 3-like. The transcript has 5 exons. The record is from RefSeq and is a predicted model, not a curated record. NCBI's taxonomy places the organism in Eukaryota, Metazoa, Chordata, Mammalia, Artiodactyla, Bovidae. Bases 58 to 417 code for a protein of 119 amino acids.
GCCUCGUGGGCACUGAGGACGGAUCAGAAGAGUGAGGCCUGAGAGAACAGGAGAAAUAUGAGUGGGCAAGUGGCAUCAACAUUGGAACGUACAGAUCACGAUUCCUCCCAGCUGGAUGAACCUGUGGUUGACCAGCAGCCCAGUGUUGAGCAACCUGAACAAGAGGAACCACCAGCUGAGAUUCAGGAUAUCACACCUAGAAAGGAGGAGGUACAUGGAGAGGAUCCAGUGAAUCGUGAUGAAGAGGAGGAGAAGGAUGCCUCUGAAGAUUCUGGCCUGGAAGCUGAUCUCCAGGAAUUGUCUGUGGCAAAGACUGGGGGUGAAGGUGGAGAUGGUCCCGAUGUCAGGGAGGAGUUUGCAUCCAAUAUAGAGCCUGUUGAAAUGCCAGAAGCAGGUGAAGGGCAACCAUUUGCUUGAAUGAAGAGAAACUGAAACCAUC